UGUGAGCACAGGCUGCGGAGUGAGAUCUUGGCAAUGAAUGGAUACGGAGGGGAAGCGGCGUUUUGCAGGCGUUUGUUUGUGGGAAGGCCCACGGAAGGCCGACGCGCGCAUGUGGGUGGAGCUCUUUCUACUUUGUGUAUCUUACUGCGAAACUCAACCUUUACGGAUGCAUGGUAGUUUCACAGCCUUGGGCUGAUGGCGUCCGCACUGUUGCGCAGGCUGGGGCAGCAAGGUGUGUGGGGACACGCUCACACGCGGGCCCAAACCCGAUGCUGGGCCACUCCGACGUGAUGCUGUGUGAUAACUGCUGGCGGGAAUCCGACCUGACGGAAGUAUAGUUGUUACCCCACCACUAUCAUCUCCUGUCUUGCUGGGGACCUCUUAUGCGGGCUGCCGUGUGCGCGCGGUCUCGCGCAAGCAGUUCCGCAACUAUUUUAGCUGCGUCGUCGGCACAGGCCGCCAGUAGCACAGUGGCUUCAGGCACGCCUUCAUACCUUUAUUCGCUCCCAGUAGCGCCCGGGGGAAAAAUAGUAUCCUCGAAAGAGGAAUGGGACGACUACUCGCUUUGGGUCGGCACCUUUGCGGCUCGUGGAGUUGGGUGCUGGGAGCACACCGAUAAGCGAGAGGUUGAAGAGUACGGUCUGGAGUUCCGGCAAGCUGGCGCCGGCGGCCGCAUCCUGCGCCGCUUUGACGAGCCCACCCGCAGCGCCUUCCACAACAAAGUGCGCCUCUUCUCGCGCCUGACCGCCGCAAAGGUGGACUGCGUCCCGCCCACCGUCUUCACACCCGCCGAUGCCCGGCGAGCCAUGGCUGCCUCCCCCCCAGGCACUGUCUGGUUCUACAAGAAAGCAAAGGCAUCUCGUGGCCAGGGUGUGUUCCCCAUCACGUCAUUGGAGGAGUUGCCGGUAGAGGAGCUGCAGGCGGCGGAGGCAGCGGCGGUGGAUGCAGCAGCCAUCACAUCAAAGGGCGCCAGCGACGCAGCGGAGUCGCCGGAGGCAACGACCGCUGGAGGGGUGCCAGCUGCGGGGCGCAGCGGGGAAGCAGCAUCACCGGCGGGAGGGAGAGGAGCGGUGGGAUUUGAGGGGGGAGGGGGAGGGGGAGGCGUGUUCCAGCAGUGUGUGCCGGGCAUGGCGCUGUGGAACGGCAGCCACAAGUACGACUUGCGUGUGCUGGUCGUGAUGGGGCCGGGCCGGCGCGCCUGGCUGCACCGCACCCUCUACAUGCGGAUAGCCACAUCGCCACUGGUCCAGCCGCCAUCCACGGCUUCUGCCACUGCCACUGCUACUGCCACUGCUACUGCUGCCACUGCUGGCAGCAACAGCAGCAGCGGCAACAGCAGCAGGCGAGGCGAGGGGGGCAGCAGCGCCUCAGGCCAGGGACGCGCGGGGCAGCAGGACCUGUCGCGCGCUGCGCAGUGCACGAACAUCAGUCAGGGCGGCGCGGUUGUGGCGGUACACGGCAACGCCGAGCUGCCCGGGUACGACGCAGUACUGUCACACAUCUGCGCCGCUACGCACAGCGUGGUUUCGGCAAUGUACGACGUGCUGCCGUACGACGGCGCGAUCCACUACUUUGGAUUCGACUACAUGCUGGACCAGCACCGUAAACCGUGGCUGCUGGAGGUGAACAGCACGCCGCGCCUGGUCAACUGCAACCGUACGGGUGCCGUACACGAAGCGCUGGUGGAGCUGCUGUGUACGGUGGUGGAGCCGUACCUGGCGGGCGAGCCCGUGAAGGCGGGCAGCACGGGCGGCUGGAUUCAGGUGGUGCCGUGAGCCGGCUGUUGGAGGGCCGUGUUGUUGUUGAAGGGCUCGGGUUGAAGGGCCUGGGUUGAAUGGCCAGGGUUGGAGGUGGCCGGGCGCACGUGGCUGGGGCACGUGACGGAGGGCCUGAAAGUGAGAUGGCGGGAGCCAGGAGGGGAGGGAAGGCGGGGGAGUAGUAGUUGACAGACAAGGCAGGGGGCAGUGGCGAUGCUGCGAAGGCUGCGACGGGGGCGCAAGUGAGGUGCUGGCGGCGUGCUGCUGACGCUGCUCAGUUCACGACAGGAAUGUGGACGGAUUUAAGUAGUUGCUCGCAUGCUCGCGCGUGCGUGAAGAGCGGAAAUGGUGAUCUUGGCCACGCCUGAUCUGGUCUGCAUGUGUGCCAUGUGAAUCGGCUCCAUGCCAGUCGAGUACUGUGGCGGUGAAGGGGCGUGCAGUGAACUUGUUGUGAGGCAGGCCUAAGCAGAGUUGACAAACGAUUGCCCACAUUCAUCCGAAAGGAGCUUUUAGGCUCUGGUUUGCCGGAGGACUUGAUGCGUGGGGGUGGCGUUUUGAAUGCGGUGGCCCUCCUCGUAUCUGGCACGGAACUUCCUUGGCUUGCGACUCAUUUACUGCGGACGUGUUCCUACUCGCCCUUCCACCUCGCAAUAGUCACAAUUCCUACAAGGCUUCAGCCCUCACGCUAUUGUGGAGCAUGCAUGUGUGGCUCUCGGGCAUAGGUGCUGCAUAGGGCUUUGGGUUGGGCCCACGUAGAGUGUGGCUAGCCUUCCCGGCACGGACAAUGCGGCCGUGUCCAGAGGCACUAAGUAGGUGCGGCAUUUGGCGUAGGCACAGCUGCGUGCUUCGGAGCUUGCGUGUGAAUGAAACUGAAGGGCGUGAUCGGGCCCGGACUUCCUGAACCAGGGGAGGACGCGUGGACGAACGUGUGACAGCCGUGUCCUGUCACCUG
Molecule: messenger RNA, 2709 nt
Organism: Chlamydomonas reinhardtii
Lineage: Eukaryota; Viridiplantae; Chlorophyta; Chlorophyceae; Chlamydomonadales; Chlamydomonadaceae
Exons: 2
Coding region: 384-1775 (463 amino acids)
Biological process (GO): microtubule cytoskeleton organization; protein polyglutamylation
Cellular component (GO): cilium
Molecular function (GO): tubulin binding; tubulin-glutamic acid ligase activity
Source: RefSeq, a predicted model, not a curated record